Pecten maximus is the source of this 9971-nucleotide messenger RNA. RefSeq lists its product as uncharacterized. Bases 480 to 7784 code for a protein of 2434 amino acids. The record is from RefSeq and is a predicted model, not a curated record. Lineage: Eukaryota; Metazoa; Mollusca; Bivalvia; Pectinida; Pectinidae. Gene Ontology annotation, cellular component: myosin complex. The transcript is spliced from 35 exons. Gene Ontology annotation, molecular function: cytoskeletal motor activity; ATP binding.
GAUCCGUAUGCAUGGUCGGGUGGAUUUUCGUCGCUAGAUCUUCUAUCCCGCUGCAGCUUGGUCAUGUGAAUCAUUUCUGACGGGAGAUGAUAGUCUAAUAUUCAUUGUCAGUAACACAUAAAUUUUGUUACUGUGUCAAUGUUUGGCAAAAUGACGUUUCAGCAACGACAAGUAUUCUGGGAUGGGUUUUAAAUCAGGAAGUUAAUUAUCGGGUACCGAGAACGAAGCCGGCCAAGGUUUUAUUUCAAAAGUAGUCCUCAUUUACGUCGGGAGAGAAACAGACUCAUCAUAUUGGUUCGGUUUGUUCUUCACUACAAAUUAUUCCGACAAUAAUUUGGAAUAACUGAGAUUAUCGAGACACUUUCCUCCUUUUGCGAGACUGUUUACAGAUAUGUGAGGACCACACAAAUACCGAUAACGCCCAACAAGAUCCGAGACAAGUUGGGCUCUCUAGGUACCGAAUCGUGUAUGGUUCCGAAAUGGCUGAUGGGGAUAUGGACGAUCUGUCCCAGCUGGGGAAUUUAGAUAAUGAUACAAUAAAAAGGGCUCUGAAGACGCGGUAUGCCAAAAACAAGAUAUACACAAACUGUGGGGACAUACUCAUAGCAGUAAAUCCAUUCAAAGAUCUACCAAUCUUUGGGAAGAAGCAACAUGAAGAAUAUCACUGGAAAAGUCUAAAACGAAUGCCACCACCGCACGUGUUCUACACGGCAGCACGUGCAUACCGGCGAAUGCAAGAGACUCGAACUAACCAGGUCAUUCUGGUUGAGGGAGAAUCAGGGUCAGGGAAAACCGAGAGUACCAAAUAUAUGGUCAAGCACCUCGUGUCGUUGUGCCCAAGAGAGGCCGGUGAUCUGCACAAUCGGAUUGUCAAGAUCAACCCUCUCCUCGAAGCCUUCGGCAAUGCCAAAACUACGAUGAAUAAUAAUUCCAGCAGAUUUGCCAAAUAUCUAGAGAUGACUUUUGUUACCGACGGACAUGUGAAAGGAGCCAUUGUAAGAGACUACUUGUUGGAAAAAUCUCGGGUGGUUGACCAGAUGGACAGAGAAGGAAACUUUCACAUUUUCUACUGCCUGUUCGCUGGAGCUCCUGCUACUGUCCUGAAAAAUCUGUACCUGAAGGACGCCAACACUUACAGAAUCCUAAAAGGCAACCGCGAAUUACUUGCUGGAAGGGAGUUCUACAAAAAAAUGUACGAGGAACAGAUUGAAGUACUGAAGUCUAUUAAUUUGGAACAACAGGAUAUUGACAUCAUCCACACAGUACUGGCGGCCAUUCUCCUCAUCACACAGGUGGAAUUCGAGGAGCCGGAUGACCCAAACGAAACAUUGAAAAUCAAAGACAGCACGCCCGUAUCCAACGUGGCCGAGCUACUGAAUGUCUCGUAUGAGGACUUAGGACAUGCACUAAUUGCCACGAAGCAGACGUAUGUUGGAGAAACUGUAGUGAAACGGAAGUCCAUGGCACAGGCCAUCGAUACGCGAGACGCCUUCGCUAAAGCCAUGUAUGAGCGUUUAUUCGGAUGGAUCGUCCGUCAAAUCAACAUGAACCUGCAUCCUGCGAAAGUAAAAUCAUCAACCGGAAGUGCAAGUAUAGGUAUUCUUGAUAUAGCCGGAUUUGAGAAACUGGAGUCCAACAGCAUGGAGCAGAUGUGUAUCAAUUUAAUUAAUGAGAGACUGCAGAGUUUCACUAACAAGAACGUAAUGGACUUUGAGAUUUCUAUAUAUAAAGAGGAAGGCAUUCAAAUCCCUGACAUAAAGUUUCAGAACAACGACGCCUUGUUGCAACUGUUCAUGAAGAAAACAUUCGGCUUGCUUUCAUUGCUUGACGAAGAGUCAAAGUUAGGACAAGGGUCGGAUGAAAAGUUCGUAAAAAAACUGAAAGACAACUACGGCACACACGAAAGUUUCACUGUAUCUCCGCAAGGACGAGUGGAAUUCGGUAUCCGGCACUUCGCUGGGCAGGUGUGGUAUGACGGAUCAAAUUUUGUCGAGAAGAAUCGAGAUAUGCUGAGCGCAGACAUUACCAGCUGUAUGAAGAACAGUGAAAAUCCAUUUGUGUCCGACCUAUUCAGCGCAAAGAAAGGACCAACGGGAACAAUCUCAGCGACUGUCCAUAACAUCAGACAGUCAAGAAGGGGAGCAGGUGCAGGUCCAAGGAAACCCCCUACAACACAAGGGCUGCGUCUGAUGGCUGAUCUCGGUAAAAGUCUGAAAGAAAGGUAUGGUGACACUCUUCGGGGUACAAGCCAGAUUUACAACCCGAAAGAUCACAAAACUGUCAUCUCAUACUUCCAGAGCUCUAUGAACGAGUUGUUGAAAAAAUUACAGCACGCAGAACCUUACUAUAUUAAGUGCAUCAAGCCAAACAUGCUUCAGCAACCAGACACAUUUGAUGAAGUGCAGGUUUCAGAACAGAUGCUUUACAACGGGAUCUCGGAGGUGGCUAAAAUAAGGAAACUGGGACUACCCGUCCGAAAACGUUAUGAUGAUUUUACAAAGAGGUACAGGCCAUUAUACGUGGAAUGCCGGAAGGCCAAGACGGACAGGGCUGGGACAGAGCUGCUCCUGACGAAAGUUUUGCCUGUUGAUAUGAUGAAAGGGAUAAAGUUUGGCAAAUCAAGGGUAUUCAUGCAGGAAGAUAUCAGUAUCUGGCUGGAGAAAUGUCGAAAUGUCAGGGAACGGGCAGCUGCAGAUGUAAUUGCUAAGAGGUGGAAGCAAUAUCAGGAUGAAAAAAAGAGAAAACAAGACGAACGAAGAUCCAUGCUGGAGAGGGAACGUGAUAUUACAGAUGGACUUGGCCACCCCUUUAGACAAAGCACAGAUUUUGGGCACUCAUUCAAGACUGAUACACCCUACGGAAUCGGGGAUUCUUAUAGAUCUAGUUUAAAUGGUUUAGGAUCAACAAGAUCGACGUCUUACUCUGACUCUGAGGAAGAUGACAGCAGUCCUGGAUCCACGAUGUACUUCAAUCCAAUAGAUCCAAAGAAUAUAGCCAGUUCUGUUGGACCACUGAAGCUUAAAGAAUUACGCAAGAAGAAGCAGGCCCCGACACCUGUUGUAGACCCCAUCCCUGACAACAACACCGAAGACAAGACUGAAGAUUCAAAGAAAGAUGACGCAGAAUUCUGGGAUAUUUUCAAAAUAAUUAGCCGUGAAGCGAAGCGUGAGGACAUUUACACCAGUAGCUGGAUGCAGAUUCUGAAGAUUAUCACGUACUUUGUGCUAGGGACGCUUCUUCUUGCAUGCUCCGUUGUGCAAAAGAUCAGUUUGGUAACACUCACGUCUGAAGAAAAAUCAUCCGUGGACAGGAGUGCUCGGUACAGCCUUCUCUUGAUUGCCAUCUGCAUUCCAUACACCCUGGUUUUCUUUCUCAGCCUUUGGAGAUCUUUGUUUGGCAACGUUCCCCUUCCGAGUUUGAAAAGUGUUAUAUUAGUGGUGUUGGUGGAAAUGUUGCACUCGAUAGGAGUGUCUAUACUGGCCUUCCGAAUCCUACCGGAACUCGAUGUAGUACGGGGAGUUCUUCUACUCAGUUGUACUUGUAUGGUGCCGAGUAUCCUUAAACCUUUGUGCUCGUCGACUAAGAACCCCAAAAUGAGAUACAAAUCGUCGGUAGGGAAGAUGUUUGAGUUCCUGCUGGAUGUGCUGGCAGCCCUAGGACAGCUAUUAGCUAUACCAGUGGUUGUGUUAUACGAAUAUUACAUAGACAACCGGGCUUUCGUAGAAGACAACAGAAAAAUAUUAGAGCUUGCGUUGGCUCUUUUCCUUUGUUCGUUGUCCUACUGGGAAAAUUUCAUCGACGAUAGAUUCUGCGGUGCCUUGAAGGAAACCAACAAGCUACAAAUCGCAAUGCUUGGAUUAAAAUUCGAUUUGCAAGAAUGUCGUCCAAUUGUAUACGUUGUUGCCACUCCAAUGAAGAUCGCCGUCACGGUCGUAGUUGCUUUUCUCUAUUUGGAGCAAGACAGGCAUCUAGAACUACAAUGGGCAUUUGAUAUCAUGUUAGGCAGAACUGAUGAAAGUUCCCUAAACUAUACAUCGGUCGCCUGUCUGAUUCUCUCUGCGUACAUUGGCCAUUAUAUCGCAUACACAGCCUGCAAACUUCAAAUGCAGAUUAUGUCCUACGCCGUGCCAUUACUUCUCUCCACUCCAGUUGCGGUUGCGAUACUUUAUCUUGACUGCGAGUAUAACUUUCUGAUAAAUGUGUCGAAUGAAGACCGCACCUGUGACCCAGCGUUUAUGGAUACCUGGUGGCACUUACCAGCAGGAGCUGGGUGGCUCAUAACUGUUUAUUGGGUUGGACGCCAUAUUUGGUUCCCCUAUCAGGAUAGACUUGCAAAGCUGGAACACUUGUUCAUGAGUCCAAUAUACUGCGGCGUUAUUAUGGAGCAGGAUCUGAUUAUGAACCGGCGUCGUCACACAAGAAAAAUAACCAAGGUUAACAUCGAGGGACAAACAUGCUACAGGUUAAACCUGGAUAGAGUAAAAUCCGGGAAGGAUGAAGAGGAGAUCGAAGACACUAUACCGCCCAUGAUUUACGCAUGCGGAACCAUGUGGCAUGAAACACGUCAGGAAAUGGUGCAGCUUCUCAAGUCGUUAUUCAGAAUGGACAAAGACCAAUUCCUUCGGAAGAGGGCUGUAGAAACGUUCAACAUUAAGCCGUCGGAAGUAAAAUACUAUGAGUUUGAACCACACAUUCUCUUCGACGACGCAUUCGAAACAAACGACGAUGACGUAAGAGUACCGAACUCGUUUGUGAAUCUCCUCGUCGAAUUGAUGGAGGAAGCUGCAAGCUCAGUACAUGAACGAGCAAUGACCAUCCAACCCCCUUUCAAAAUACCAACUCCAUACGGCGGCCAGUUGGUAUACUUGAUGCCUGGGAACAACUUGAUGUUCAUCCAUUUGAAAGACAAAAACAAAAUCCGACACAGAAAAAGAUGGUCACAGGUGAUGUACAUGUACUACCUUCUUGGAUAUCGGAUCCUCAAAGAGUGUCAGGAGCUUGUUUUGACCGCAAUGAGAGAAAACAGGUUCAACGAUCUUGCAAGUUGGCGGGAUUUCGAGGGACAGAAUACCGGCAAAGUGGAGAAAAGUCAAAUAUUUCAGUAUUUGGACGAGGAAGUAGUUUACAGAGCGCAGAACACGUUUCUCCUGGCGCUAGAUGGCGAUGUCGACUUCACUCCGGGGGCAGUACACAUGCUCAUGGACAAGAUGAAGAAGAAUGAAAGAGUCGGGGCGGCUUGCGGUCGUAUUCACCCAAUCGGCAAAGGUCCUGUUGUUUGGUAUCAGAAGUUUGAAUACGCCGUGGCCCAUUGGCUACAGAAAUCCACAGAACACGUGCUUGGCUGUGUAUUGUGUAGCCCUGGAUGUUUUAGUAUGUUCCGUGGUUCAGCUAUCAUGGACGACAACGUCAUGCGGAAGUACACAAUCCUUCCGAGUGAAGCUUCCCAUCAUCUCAUGUAUGACCAAGGCGAAGACAGGUGGCUUUGCACCCUUCUGCUGCAGCAGGGUUAUCGUGUUGACUAUGCAGCUGCUUCAGACGCCUUCACAUAUGCACCGGAAGGGUUUGACGAGUUCUUCAACCAGCGACGACGAUGGAUGCCUUCCACCAUUGCCAACAUCCUUGACUUACUGCAAGAUGGGAAAAACACUGUGGCUGCCAAUAACAACAUUAGCUGGCUCUACAUAUUCUAUCAAGGGUGUCUGAUGGUGUCGACAGUAAUUGGUCCAUCCACAGUACUGAUGAUGAUUGCUGGGGCAUUGGUGACUGUCUUCAACGUAGAAUUAAUGGCUUCCUAUCUCAUAUCCGGUAUUCCCGCUAUACUGUACUUUUUCAUGUGUUUCUGGGUGAAGACCAAAUACCAACUCUUAGCGGCACAGUUUCUUAGCGCAGCGUACGUGUUCAUCAUGAUGGUCGUUUUCGUCGGGUGUAUUGUCACUGCUGUCAAAGAAAACCCUUUCCAUCCAAGUGUCAUAUUUCUGGCAUCUCUUGUCAUCAUUUUCCUGAUAUCUGCCUGCUUCCAUCCACAGGAAUUUAGCUGCAUUAUAUUUGGAGCACUUUAUUUCGUUUGUGUUCCCAUGGGAUUUUUACUUCUGGUGAUUUAUUCCCUUUGUAACAUGCACGUUGUAUCAUGGGGAACUAGAGAAGUGCCCAAGAAGAAGACAAAACAGGAGUUAGAAGAAGAGGAAAAGCUAAAGAAAGAGAAAGAAGAAAGAAAGAAGCAGGGUUUUCUAGCGCGAUUUAUGCCCAAACUGCAAUUUCAGGACAUGUUCAAGGUGAUUAAUGACAUGCAGAUGACAAAGAAAAAAGAAGAUGAAACGGCAGAAAUGUUAAAGGCAAUGAACAGGAACUUUGAAGCAUUGUUACGGCUCCAACAAAACCCGAAUGGCAAACAGCCAGAGCAUGUUCAGGACACUGAAGACGUUCCGGAAAUCGUCGUCUCCAAGGAUCCGCCGUCGAUCCUAAAGAAAAAGGGCGUUACAUUUCAGGCGGAAACGCCUAUUGAAAGCACUCCAGACGAUGUGACCUUCGGGAAAUCAGCGAAACCAACGAAACCAAAAAGCACUGAGCGAGAUCGUCCGGAAUGGGUGGAUUUGAAAAUUCUUGGAAGCGGAGAUAUCCUACAAAUGAACUCUGCUGAGGAAGCGUUUUGGAAAGGUUUCAUUCAAAAGUACCUUUACCCUUUGGAUGUUGAUAAAAAUAAGCAGAAAGAAACCGCAGCUAAAUUGAUAGAGCUUCGGAACAGCGUGUGCGCUGGUAUGGCAAUAAUCAAUUUGUUGUGGAUAGCCAUCAACUUCAUGUUCCAACUCCGCAAACCAGCAGUCAUUUCUUUUCCAACACCGACUAAUCUGGAUGACUCCGAACUGAAUGAAAACAACCUCGAAAUUGAUGCCCUUGGUAUGAUGUUUGUCAUUUUCUAUGUUCUUAUUCUGUUCAUCCAAUUCAUCGGUAUGCUGAUGCACAGAUGGGGAACAUUCCUACACUUGAUUGCCAUUACUGAUGUACCGAACCCCUUUCAGAAGAGUUUAAGCCAAGACAUUGAAAAGGGGGACUCAAAAUUAGUAGCAAAGAAAGUGCUGGAGUUUUGCGAAAAAUUGGAUUCAGAGCCGAUGCCGGAUUACCCCAUGGACAGCGACGAUGAAGAAGAAGAGAAAAAGCAAACGCAGAACGUCUUGAAGGAGGUGAUCAACAACUUACAAGCCAAAGGAACCAGAAAUAUUCCAGGAUCGUCAAACCCACUUGGAAAAAGUUUGCGAGGAACAGGACUUGGUAGUUCAUACAGAACAUCUGCCAGAAACAGCAAAGGUAACAUCAGAUCGAGUGAGUUUGUGCGAUCCAUUCUAAGGCGGACAGCAGUAUCAAAUGAACCUCUUUUUGAAGGAAAUGACAAAAAGUCUUUAGAGGCAGUUUUGGGUGCAACGAAGUUUAAUGAUGUUGAAAAAGAGGCUCCAAGGCCACGUUUCGGUGCUGGUUUGCAACUGCAAAAACAUUUCGUAAAGGAGGUUAGAAACAGGAGACUACCAAACGUACCAGAAGAUUUUAGGAGAAAGGAAAAUGGUGGUCAAAAUUUAGGUCAAACUCUUCAAAGAGGCGCGUACGAUCCGGAGCCAGACACUGGAACUAUUGACAGUGAGGAGAUUUAUGAUACGAUUCCAGCCAUAGGAACGAUGGGUAAAAACUUCGCAAAGAAAUUUAAGAAGUAUAGACAACAGGAAUCAAGUGCAGAUAGAAGAGCAUAUUCUAUGCAUGGGCGGAACAGCCGGUAUGAGACCUCGUCGCAGCUUUAAAGGAUUCCAAAGACAGAAAAUAUUCGCCAAAUUACCAGGAAGAUACACAAAAUCAGUAUUGAUCAUCAAAUGCACAGUUAAUUACAUUGUUGAAUGUUUUUAAUUGCUUCUUACAUACCACUUUUCAAUGCCGGCAGAGCUAUGUAUAAGGUAAAAAUCUAAGACAAGAUGGACACGGGUAAGAAUCAACUGAAGAGGAGGAUGUGUGUUCUGUUGACUCAGCCGCUAUUGUGUACUCAAUUCAGCUAUCUGAAACAGUUUAUGAUGGCCAUGUUAAAUGAGUUGCGUUCUCGAUUCAGCUAUUUAAAACAGUUUAUGAUGGCCAUGUUAAAUGAGUUGCGUUCUCGAUUCAGCUAUUUAAAACAGUUUAUGAUGGCCAUGUUAAAUGAGUUGCGUUCUCGAUUCAGCUAUCUGAAACAGUUUAUGAUGGCCAUGUUAAAUGAGUUGCGUUCUCGAUUCAGCUAUUUGAAAUAGUUUAUGAUGACCAUGUUAAAUGAGUUGCGUUCUCGAUUCAGCUAUUUGAAACAGUUUAUGAUGGCCAUGUUAAAUGAGUUGCGUUCUCGAUUCAGCUAUCUGAAACAGUUUAUGAUGACCAUGUUAAAUGAGUUGCGUUCUCGAUUCAGCUAUUUGAAACAGUUUAUGAUGGCCAUGUUAAAUGAGUUGCGUUCUCGAUUCAGCUAUCUGAAACAGUUUAUGAUGGCCAUGUUAAAUGAGUUGCGUUCUCGAUUCAGCUAUUUGAAAUAGUUUAUGAUGACCAUGUUAAAUGAGUUGCGUUCUCGAUUCAGCUAUUUAAAACAGUUUAUGAUGGCCAUGUUAAAUGAGUUGCGUUCUCGAUUCAGCUAUCUGAAACAGUUUAUGAUGACCAUGUUAAAUGAGUUGCGUUCUCGAUUCAGCUAUUUGAAACAGUUUAUGAUGGCCAUGUUAAAUGAGUUGCGUUCUCGAUUCAGCUAUCUGAAACAGUUUAUGAUGGCCAUGUUAAAUGAGUUGCGUUCUCGAUUCAGCUAUUUGAAAUAGUUUAUGAUGACCAUGUUAAAUGAGUUGCGUUCUCGAUUCAGCUAUUUAAAACAGUUUAUGAUGGCCAUGUUAAAUGAGUUGCGUUCUCGAUUCAGCUAUUUGAAACAGUUUAUGAUGACCAUGUUAAAUGAGUUGCGUUCUCGAUUCAACUAUUUGAAAUAGUUUAUGAUGACCAUGUUAAAUGAGUUGCGUUCUCGAUUCAACUAUUUGAAAUAGUUUAUGAUGAUUAUGUUAAAUGAGUUGCGUAUUCAAUUCAGCUAUUUGAAACAGCUUAUGAUGAGCAUGUUCAAUGAGUUUUGUGAAUUGUGAAGUUUCCUUCAUUUUAUAUUUUAAAAUGUUUUGUUUAGAUAAAUGAAGAUCCUUCCAAUGGUCUCAUGAAAUAUGAUUCGAGUUCCAAAAGUGCUUGAGAUUUUUCUGACAAUAUAUACUGUUGAUGAGGAUAACAUUCAAAUUUAAAAGGAGAAACAUUUAAACCUCAACAUAAACAUUUAAAUGUGUUUACCGAUUAUAAUCGAAGUAUCUCUAUAGUGUGGAUUCUUUAUAUUUUAAUCAUCAUAUUGUAUUUCCUCUUCAUCAUCCUUAUUUAAUGUUAAGUGUUACAUUGAAGUUUCAUUUUGGCAGGUGACCACCAUUGUGACGUCCCCGAACUCGCCGACAAAACAUUACACCAAAGCCUAAAUGAGAACUGUAAAGUUUGUCAGAAACAAAAUCAUAAUUUCUGUUCAUAUGCAUAAUUACUGAUUAACCUCUGCAUACAAUCAUAGCUAAUUGCGACGUCGAGCGUACUUUUUUUUUUUUAUAAAAACAUGCUUUCAAACUAACCGACACAGAGAGAAAACGCUUCGAUCGUCUUAUAAUUAGGACAAUCAUGUAAUCGAUCCAGCAAUCUUAUUAAAUACAUGUGUCAUGGUAACGUCGGCCAUCAACACUGAUAAUUGAUUACAUGUAUAUUAUAUAAUAUAUUGGUAUGUGUGUCAAGUCUAGUUAUGUUACUGUUUAAACUUGGUUUGUAUACUAAGUACAGAUAUACAUGUAUAUUUAUGUUUAUUUUUUAAGUGACGAUUUACAGGAAAUAUAUUUAUAAAAAAAACUGUUCUUGAUACAAGAAAAUUUUGCAAUGUGUAAAUAUAGCAUCUUUUUGUUUUAUCAAUAACAAAAUGAAAUAGUCAUUAA